Molecule: messenger RNA, 2866 nt
Organism: Anoplopoma fimbria (sablefish)
Lineage: Eukaryota; Metazoa; Chordata; Actinopteri; Perciformes; Anoplopomatidae
Gene: mob1a
Product: MOB kinase activator 1A
Exons: 6
Coding region: 151-801 (216 amino acids)
Biological process (GO): positive regulation of protein phosphorylation; hippo signaling
Cellular component (GO): cytoplasm; nucleus
Molecular function (GO): protein kinase activator activity
Source: RefSeq, a predicted model, not a curated record
ACUCCGAUAGAGGAAGAGACUCUGUGGGUGCAGUUCAUGUUAGCCGAGAGACCGUCCACGGUGCUGUUAGCAGUGAAAAACUAAACUCUUGUUUAUUAAAACCGGGAAUACGAGUUGUGAUCGAGGCUCUCCGACCACUGCUUCGUCAAGAUGAGCUUCCUGUUUGGCAGUCGCUCAUCCAAGACCUUCAAGCCGAAGAAGAACAUCCCAGAGGGCUCCCACCAGUAUGAGCUGCUGAAACACGCCGAGGCAACACUGGGCAGUGGGAACUUGAGGCAGGCUGUGAUGCUGCCUGAGGGAGAGGAUCUCAAUGAGUGGAUUGCUGUCAACACGGUGGAUUUCUUCAACCAGAUCAAUAUGCUAUACGGCACCAUCACCGAGUUCUGCACUGAGACCAGCUGCUCUGUGAUGUCUGCUGGACCACGAUAUGAGUACCACUGGGCUGAUGGCACCAAUAUUAAGAAGCCCAUCAAAUGCUCCGCGCCCAAGUACAUUGACUACCUGAUGACCUGGGUGCAGGAUCAACUGGAUGAUGAGACCCUUUUUCCCUCCAAGAUUGGAGUUCCCUUUCCAAAGAACUUCAUGUCUGUGGCCAAAACCAUCCUGAAGCGACUGUUCAGGGUUUACGCUCACAUUUACCACCAACAUUUUGACUCAGUGAUGCAGCUGCAGGAGGAGGCCCACCUCAACACCUCCUUCAAGCACUUCAUUUUCUUUGUUCAGGAGUUCAACCUUAUCGACAGACGAGAGCUUGCUCCCCUGCAGGACUUGAUCGAGAAGCUUGGAUCCAAGGACAGAUAGACAUUUCAUCACACCUUUCCCAAUUUUUAAACAGUUUCUUUUUCUCCCUUGUCCCUCUCUGUGACGUCUGCUACCUCUACGACUUCUAGUCUCAACUCUUAAAAUCUGUGCCUUCUUCUUCUUUUCAUUUCAUGAAACGUUUGUACUGUACUUUUCCUUUUAUUCCCUCUGUUGUCUCGUAUGCUGUCUUUGAGCCCUUUCUUCCAUUUUGCCACUCUAAAUCAUAUAAAAUAGUGUAGUGUAGUAAGAAUAUUUUUUCACAGGACUGUGGUAAACCACUUUUUAAGAGCAACCUACUGAAUUUUAUAUUGGACCAAGGACAUUUGGAAGUUAAAGUGAAAUCCAGCUUGUUUCCUUCAGAAGUUGGUUUACAGAGUUUUGAUUUUUGACACGUUUUUGGUAACGAUAGGCAUAUUUUGUUUUUGUUAACUUUUAGCUAUUGUUAUUACAGUGACUGACUCAAUAUCCCAUCUUUUUAAAAAUUGUUUUUUAGUGUUCAGUGGAGAGAAAAGAUGGCAAGAGAAGUAGUGACAUGACACUGGUGGAAUCACAUGACAAUACAAGUGUGUGGAAAGUAUUUUCAGUCUAAGAUGAAGAAAAGCACCAGUAUUUAGCAUAAAGCUCUCCGUCACGAGCUGAUUGAUAUCUGAUAUCUGAUGUAUGCAAACAUGCUCUUAACACGCUCUUUGACAGUUACUUGUGAAGAGAUGCAGAUAUAGACGAUUGUGAGAUGCCUUUGUUCUUGCCCCACAUAAAACACCACCAUCAAAUGCAUAAUGGCUAUUUCAAUUUGGUCAUGCAAUAUUGUGCUUUGCACAUUUUCCAGCGAUCUUCUUUAUUGAAAUAGUAUGAUGCAAGAUAUGGUGCUUACAGUGAUAUUUUUAAACAGCUUGAUAGUUAUUAUUAAUAGCCUCUAAACGCUUUUGUAAUGAUGGUCCCAUUAAGGAAUCGUAUAAUAGAAAUUAUCAUGUCAACAGCAAAAAUAGUCUAAUGUGAAUUUUUUUUAUUAAUUUCAGUUCAAUUUGUGUUUCAGAUUUAUUUGUGGAACUUCACAUAGUGGAAUAUUCAAUGCUGGUACUUUUUUUUUUUUUUUUUUUUACACAAUUUUUCCCCCAUGGAUUGUAAAAUAGAGCAAUAGCUUUUGCACCUGUGCACGAUAAGGAUGAUUGACCGGAGGUAUAUGUAACUUUUUCCACAGAUGUCUUUAUUAUUCUUGGUGCAAGCUUAAAAGUAAUUUCCUGGGCUUUCUCUGGCUACAACAGCAGGGCUGUUUGUACUGCCAUCCUUUUACAAACUGAUGCAGCUAAUAUUCCUGAUUAUGUUUCAUUUGACAAACUUUGAGCAAGGGACUCGGUCCAUAACCUUCUUCAUGUUGGACAUAAAUUCAAAACAGACAAUCAUGUAACCAAUUAUGAACUGUUAGAUAACUUAAUACAUCACCAGGAUUAACCAAUGUGAGUGGGUGCAGUAGAGUGUUUAUUUUAUGAUGUUCUACUUUUUAAGAUGUUGAAAGCAUUUCAACAAUGUGAAAAAAAAAAAGAAAAGAUUGUUCACUUUAACUGGGAUUUAUCCACUUCCAGGCCCUCUGACUGCUUGGGGGGAAAAAACCAAGCCAGCAACCAUUAAGUUAAUCUAUAGGCAUAUCAAUAUAUUUUACAAGGUCGAGUUAUUUCAUAGAUUCUAUUUGAAAAUAUAACUGGUCCUUUCUUUCAAUCUAGCUUCAUAUUUUUUUUAAUGUUUUGCUUUUUCCUCACAAUUUUGUUUUCAAACUUUUGGCAUGGAGUUACAUUUAAUAAAACAUUGUAAAAUAAGUAGUUGACUGCACCUUUUCAAAAAAGGAACAAGGGCUUUGAAAUGAAUUUAAAGUUUUUUUUAUAUUUACAAUAAUGGUCCAAUCAUUGGGUUGUCAUUUUGACUUGGAGGAGGUGCAGGGAUGUACUUACUGCGUCCGAACAUGUGCUGUAAAUAACAGUGUUUUAUCUGAACAAAGCUGUGCCUUACAAAACUGAAAAUGUCUGAUAUGACAGUAUUGGUAGAUCAAAAACUCAAUAAACAUUGAAAGGAC